AUGAAGCUGUCAGGGAAGCUGGCUGUCGUUUUACUCUCCUGCAUAGUCCUCAGAGGCUGUGUUGGUUCUCACCCCAAACCGAGCUGCCGUUAUCCUCCGUCUCAGUGGUGCAGGUCCUUGGAAAUAGCUAUAGAGUGCAAGGUUCAGAAACAGUGCAUGGAGGUUAAAGCUAUCCGGCCCAUUCAAGCAGUCCCUCCAGUUUCUGUGACUCUCUACUACGAGAGCAUGUGUCCAUCCUGCAGAGUCUUCAUCACCCAGCAGCUGUUUCCCACCUGGACCAUGCUGCAGGACAUCAUGGCGAUCACGCUGGUCCCCUUCGGCAACACAAAGAUUCCAUCAGUGAAUCCUGUGUUUGCAUGUCAGCACGGACAGCCUGAGUGCAGAGGGAACAUGAUUGAGGCUUGUGUCAUCCAUCUGACUGGGAACAAUCUUGCAUUUCACAUCAUCUAUUGCAUGGAGUCGUCAGCAGAUGUCCUCAGUGCUGCACAGCCUUGCCUCCAGCUUUAUGCUCCCUCCGUCUCAUGGUCCGCUGUUGACUCCUGUGUGAAAGGAGGUCUGGGAUACCAGCUGAUGGAGGCCAAUGCUGCCAUGACCAGAGCGUUGAACCCAACCCACAAGCAAGUCCCUUGGGUCACUUUUAAUGGGGAAUAUACAGUGGCGCAUGAAGACAAGGCGAUGUCGUCCCUUUUCCAUCUGGUUUGUCAGCUCUACAAGGGAGUGAAGCCUGCAGCCUGCACUGGAGCCUCGGUGAGACUGAGCAGAAGCUGAAGGCAGAAAACUAACUCUUCAAACAGCGCGUCUGUGUCCUCCAU
This is a messenger RNA of Salarias fasciatus (jewelled blenny), 812 nucleotides long. RefSeq names its product IFI30 lysosomal thiol reductase b (gene ifi30b). Bases 1 to 768 code for a protein of 255 amino acids. The transcript is spliced from 7 exons. Lineage: Eukaryota; Metazoa; Chordata; Actinopteri; Blenniiformes; Blenniidae. Gene Ontology annotation, molecular function: oxidoreductase activity, acting on a sulfur group of donors, disulfide as acceptor. The record is from RefSeq and is a predicted model, not a curated record. Gene Ontology annotation, cellular component: lysosome.